CUUUUGUCAUUCUGCUGCACUUCACAGGACCCAGUUACUUACAGCACCCACCUAAGCUUACAGUUUCUUGCACAUCCUGAGAGCGCUACUUCAUGGACAAGAUGUCGUCAGGAAGCUGGAAUGCUGGGAAGAAAAAUGCAUAUACAGCAGUCAAAGUAGAUCCUGAUGAGGACAAUUGUACCCCAGGGGCAUUUGAACUGGAGAGGCUCUUGUGGAAGGGCUGCCCAAAGUACACUCACGUCAAUGAAGUCUGGCCCAACCUCUACAUAGGAGAUGAAAAAACCGCACUGGAUCGCUACAGCCUGGAGAAGGCGGGAUUCACCCACAUCCUCAACGCGGCCCACGGGCAGCGCAACGUGGACACGGGACCGCAGUAUUACAACAGCAUGACCGUGGAGUACCAUGGCGUGGAAGCAGAUGAUCUCCCCACUUUCAACCUCAGCCAGUUCUUUUAUUCGGCUUCCAAAUUCAUUGAUAAUGCACUUCAGGAUGAAAGAAGCAAGGUGCUGGUUCACUGUGCCAUGGGCCGCAGCCGCUCUGCCACACUGGUCUUGGCUUACCUGAUGAUUUACAAGAACAUGACAGUGGUGGAUGCCAUUGAGCAAGUGUCAAGGCACCGCUGCAUCUUGCCAAACCGCGGCUUCUUGAAACAGCUGAGAGAACUGGACAUAGCGCUGGCACUGCAGAGGAGGAACAGCAAGAACAGCCUAGCACCUGCUGAGCAGCAGAACAGCACCACCAUCUAGCAUUGUCCUGGCACGGCUGUGCUACUGGAAAAGAAAACUCCAUAAAAGGAGGGGAGGGGAAGGUGUAGUUAAUUACAGAGUCACAAGGAUCAUUUUUUAUUUGCUAGAAAAAAACCCCAAAGUAAUUUCAAAUACAAUGUCAAGAUGAGAAAGAAGGGAAACCAAAUUUAAAACUCCUCAUCUUAGAAAGUUCCAGCCUUAGCAGAAUUCUUUGUUACAUCAACAAGUAAGUUUUUCUCUCUGCAAAAAAUCCCCAAACAUUUACAACACAAAAGCAAGCAUAACUUAAAACUCUCUUCUAGCUAAGUAUCCCCAAAUCAUGAUCCUAACUCAAGCCCACAGCCUUUAAUGGAGUGCAGAUAGCACUCCUGAAGAAAUCUUGCAGGAAAAACACUGAAUUGUUUAGUCCAGAGUCCUGAAGGGUUUCACAGGAGUUUGUCUUUUUGUGCUGUUUCCUGGCAAUUUUAUUUCUUUUUUCACAGUGAUAAUCCAGGGCAGCACAGCAGUUAGAGAGCCUCUACAUGAGAAUCAGCUACACCAUGAGCAUUUGCUUUACAGGCAGGAAUUCUGUAUCAAACGAUAAACUAAAAACUAACAAAUAUCUGUAAUGUUUGCCCUUUGUCAAGAUACAGUUGUCUUCUUUCUUGUAUCCUGCAUGAAAUCUUGAUGACUGCUGUAACUGAAAGAGGAUUUGUCAUCGAUUCACAUGCAUAAUUGAUCACCCUCAGCACUACAGAAAAUUGCCAGGCCCAUUCUUUCUAUUUACCAUGCUGAUAAAGAAAUGGAGUUUGUUUCCAUCAACCACCCUGCCAGAUGGACAAACUAAACAGCUUACAAAACUGAGAGACUCAGACCGUGAUCUAACAUGGAAGAUAAGUACCUUUAGCAGUCCUUCAUUUCUGCUUAUAUCAGAGAUUCUUACACUGUUAGUAAAAAACUGGUUGCAUUUUGCCCACUGCUAGGGGAUCAGGCAGCCUGAGUGUAACAACACUUACCAUUGCUGUCUUUGCUAAGGGGCUGAGUGCAGCUUCCAGGAGAAGUGGCAUUUGGCAGCUUCCAGAUGUCUGUUCCAAAGACAAGUAUCUUUCCUAGAACCAGGUCUUGCCUGAAGGACUCUGCUGGCACAGCUGUGCCAAUUAAACAGUUCUGAAGUAAACAUAUUUUUCAUUUACUUCCCAGCUUUUUUUGCCUACUGUUCUCCUAGAACUAAUGAGACUAAAUCAGAAAAGCAGAGCUUCUGGAACAUGUGACUUCCACAAAGUGAGGCAACUCUUGCAAGCUGCUAAUCAGCUGCUUCACAAGUGUCAGCACCGACUCCAGCUACAAGCCAGGUCUGCAGGAAACACACACACUGAACAAGGCAAGUUGAUUUCCUUCUUGCCCACCACCAGUGGCACAGAGCAUUCUGUAAGAGUGCAUGCCUCCUGCCUUUUACAAGAAUCAUCUACUGCAAUUCUGUGAAGAAGUUUUUGAACACAGUAAAAGCAAGAGCUCAUUCCCCUCUGGGAUAGUGCUAGAGCACACAGUCAGAACUGACACGACACUGCAAGGUGCAUACAAGACAGAGAACAAGAACAUCUGUCAAGGAAAAAACAACCUUCUUAUUUAUCAGAAAUUUUAGUGCCAUAAUGCAAUUCACAGCUAAACAGUUGUUAUGGGAAAAGAUGUAAAAUAGUCCCUUGUCCUCCCGAAAGGAAUUAAAUUCUGAAAUAACAAGAUUAUAUUGGAAACUUGCCUGCUGUGCAUACACUAUUCAUCAUUUCCCAACCAACUCUUAACCCAUAUAUUGUAAAUACAGAAUUUUAGCAAUAUGCUGGAGUCAGGAUGCUGUUUCAGCUUAGCAAAUAUCUGAAAUGCUAAGAAGGUUUGAUUUGCUUGUAUGUUACAGGCUUCAAAACUUGAAACUGAACAGCAGCAGAUAAAGACCCAGGUGCCUUUUUCACUCACUGUGAAGUUACACAAAUGAAAAAUCACAAGACAUAAAGCUAAACACACCUGAAGGCUGCACAUAACUGCAUCGAGUUCCACUUUCCUUUUUGUAAGCAUAAAAUGGCAAGUUACUUUGUAAAGAUGAAAUCAAAGUUUAAGUACUAUGAAUACUCUCUGCUUUCAAUCAACAAAUGUGACAAUUUAAGGGCAUGAACCCAAAUAUUUGUUGUAUGGUGCUCUCCUUAUCAGAUGUUCUGAACUCCUAAAACACAAAUUACUCCAGAUUACCAUUUGAUCAGCAACUUAAGCUCUCAUUCUGAUUCACUAUUUUAGACUGCUGCUCCAUUGUAUUAAAACUCAACAGGUCAUGCACGUGAAUCUGUAGUAUCAAUUUCUUGACUUGGUACCAUCACACAGUAAUGGUUUUAUUUAAAGAAAUACACAUUUCUUUGACUUUAAGAUAUUUGAAGUAUUACCUUUGAAGCUGUUUAAUAUACUGGAAUGGGGACAGUUUUCAGUCAAGAUGGCCACUCCUUUCACCUUAGCUAGUAACCUUACUGCAGUGACAGUGGCAACAUUCACAUCAGAAGCAUUCUGAAAAAUUAUUACAGGGACUUUUUCUGGUGCAGGUUCACACAUCCCAAAUUUGAAUUUGUCCACUCAUGAGAUCCACAUAUAGACAGCCUUCUUGUCUUUAACAGACCUUCUAUUGCUACAUGAGAAGCGCUCAUCUCUAAGUAUGUUUGUGUGUGCCCACAUACACACAUAUACACAGAACCCAUAGACUUAAUGCAGAAUUUGCAUCAUCUUGUCACCCAGCGACAUUGACAAAGGAAGCUAUUACAAUUCUAUCAUUAAAAUACAGUUCAAACA
Pyrgilauda ruficollis (rufous-necked snowfinch) is the source of this 3548-nucleotide messenger RNA. It is a transcript of the gene DUSP29, whose product is annotated as dual specificity phosphatase 29. Gene Ontology annotation, molecular function: MAP kinase phosphatase activity; protein tyrosine/serine/threonine phosphatase activity. The coding region runs from base 93 to 746 and encodes 217 amino acids. Gene Ontology annotation, biological process: negative regulation of MAPK cascade; protein dephosphorylation. The transcript is spliced from 4 exons. Gene Ontology annotation, cellular component: cytoplasm. NCBI's taxonomy places the organism in Eukaryota, Metazoa, Chordata, Aves, Passeriformes, Passeridae. The record is from RefSeq and is a predicted model, not a curated record.